UGAAACUUACUCUGUUACACUGCCCAGAGGGAGCCAUGGCUGCAGAGAACCCCGUGGAAAGUCUCCAGGAGGAAGCGACAUGUCCCAUCUGUCUGGAGUAUUUUACAGAACCUGUCACUCUGGAGUGCGGGCACAAUUUCUGCCGAGCCUGCAUCAGCCAGUGCUGGGAGGGAUCCGAUACAGCCAUCUCCUGCCCUCAGUGCAGACAUACUGUGCAGCAGAGAAACCUCAGGCCCAACAGGCAGCUGGCAAACAUGGUAGAAAUCGCCAAGCAACUGAGUUUACAGGCAGCAAAGGGAAGAGGAGGGGACGGGGUGUGUGGGAAACACCAGGAGGCUCUGAAACUGUUCUGUGAAGAGGAUCAAAGCCCCAUCUGUGUGAUCUGCAGAGAGUCCCGGGCUCACCGCGCUCACACGGUGGUUCCCAUCCAGGAAGCCGCCCAGGAGUACAAGAAAAGAAUCCAGGCCCAAUUGAAGACUCUGAGGGAAGAGAAAGAAAAGCUGCUGGGAUUGAAAGUGACUGGAGAGGGGAAAAGCCAGAAGUAUCUGAAACAAACACAAACCGAGAGGCAGAAGAUUGUGUCCCAAUUUCAAGAACUGCGGCAGUUCCUGGAGGAACAAGAGCGACUCCUGCUGGCCCAGCUGGAGAAGCUGGACAAGGAGAUUGUGAGGAUCCAGAAUGAAAAUGUCAGUAAACUCUCCGAGCAGAUUUCCCAUCUCAGUGAGCUGAUCAGUGAGCUGGAGGGGAAGUGUCAGAAGCCAACAAGCAAAUUCCUGCAGGAUGUCAGAAGUACCUUGAGCAGGUGUGAGAAGAAGUUGCAGCAGCCAGAGGAGAUUUCUCCUGAACUGGAAGAGCAAGUCAGUGGUUUCUCCCAGAAAACUAUUGCGCUACUGGAGGCUCUGAGGAAGUUCAAAGACACUCUGCCAUCUGCACCGGAGAGAAAAAGAGGUGAACCACUCGGAGCACACAGACGAACAGGGGCUGCUAACAGGGUGUUUCGCAACGGAGUUCUCCAGGUGAAGGAGGAGCAAAUACAGCAUCUGUGGGUGAAUGUGACUCUGGAUCCAGACACGGCUCAUCCCCAACUCGUCAUAUCUGAGGAUCGGAAACGUGUGAGACGGGGAGACACAUGGCAGCGACUGCCCAAUAACCCUGAGAGAUUUAGCACUGAGCGCUGUGUGCUGGGCUGUGAAGGAUUCACCUCGGGGAGACAUUGCUGGGAGGUGGAGGUGGGGAAUGGGAGAUGCUGGGCUGUGGGGGUGGCCAGAGAGUCUGUGAGGAGGAAGGGAGAGAUCAGCCUCAGCCCUGAGGGGGGGAUCUGGGCUGUGGAGCAGUGGGGGGAUCAGUUCCAGGCUCUCACCUCCCCUGAGACCCCCCUGCCCCUGAGCCGGGCCCCCAGCAGGAUCCGGGUUUGUCUGGACUGUGACCGGGGGCAGGUGACAUUUAUCGAUGCUGGUGACGAGGCCCCGAUCUUCACUUUCCCGCCGGGCUCCGUCCCUGGGGAGAGAAUCCGACCCUGGCUCUGGGUGGGGAUGGGAUCCCGGCUCAGACUGUGUCCCUGAGACACGCAGGGGAGGGGCGGGGGAAAUAUCUCACUGGGAGCCCUGAAAUCAGCCUCUCUAGCCUCACACACCCUUGUCUCUGUGACCUCUCCCUGUGGCCUUUCUAUCAUCCCGUUUCUAUGAUCCUGGAGGCUGCUGUGUGGUAGAGAAGCCAAUCCCAUCACUGCCCCAGAAUGGUGUCAAAGUUAGACUCACUUUGGUUGUCAGACCACUCUGUUUUAUUAGCACAGGGCUCUGCUAAUAAC
Mauremys reevesii (Reeves's turtle) is the source of this 1807-nucleotide messenger RNA. RefSeq names its product zinc finger protein RFP-like. The transcript is spliced from 7 exons. The record is from RefSeq and is a predicted model, not a curated record. Gene Ontology annotation, molecular function: protein binding; zinc ion binding. The coding region runs from base 36 to 1562 and encodes 508 amino acids. Lineage: Eukaryota; Metazoa; Chordata; Testudines; Geoemydidae.